Polyodon spathula (Mississippi paddlefish) is the source of this 1590-nucleotide messenger RNA. RefSeq names its product kazal-type serine protease inhibitor domain-containing protein 1-like. NCBI's taxonomy places the organism in Eukaryota, Metazoa, Chordata, Actinopteri, Acipenseriformes, Polyodontidae. The record is from RefSeq and is a predicted model, not a curated record. Gene Ontology annotation, biological process: regulation of cell growth; regulation of signal transduction. The coding region runs from base 1 to 885 and encodes 294 amino acids. Gene Ontology annotation, cellular component: extracellular region. The transcript has 4 exons. Gene Ontology annotation, molecular function: insulin-like growth factor binding.
AUGGACUGCAUGCUGUUGAUGGUUGCUCUACUGUUAGCAGUAGAGGUGACACACAGCAUACCCAUAGAGAGGUUCCAGCAGCUGGGCUGGCAGAGGCUGCUGGAAGACCUAGAAGAGUGUUCAGUGUGCCAGCCUGAGCUCUGCAAAUCUCCCCAGCAUUGCCCGGCUGGCCAGGUGCAGGACCACUGCGGGUGCUGCUGGGAGUGCGGCAAUGCAGAGGGGCAGUUCUGUGACCUGGACACCUCCAGGAACUUCUACGGGAUGUGCGGCAAGGACCUGGAGUGUGAGAUCCAGGACAAGGACCUGAACUCAGGCGAGAUUCCAGAGCCCCAGUGCGUCUGCACCAGGCAGGAGGUCCUCUGCGGGUCAGAUGGGAAGACCUACGAAAACAUCUGCAAAUUCAGAGAGGGCCAGUUCCAGCGCAGGAAGAAGGAAGAACUUACUGUUGCACACAAGGGUCCCUGCAAAACAGCACCACUUAUUACCACUCCACCACGUGAUAUUGUAAAUGUGGAAGGACGUGACGUCAUCUUCGGCUGUGAGGUGUCCUCGUACCCGAUGGCGACUGUGGAGUGGAGGAAGGAAGGAAACAGCUUUUUCUUACCUGCAGAUGAUUCGCACAUGGCAGUGCAGGCCAGAGGUGGACCUCAGCGCUUUGAGCUCACCGGCUGGCUCCAGAUACAACGGGUCCAGAAGGAGGAUGAGGGAAUGUACACCUGCUAUGCCAAAAACGAGUUUGGAGAAGUGUCUGCCACAGCAAGACUCCAGGUUAUUAACCCAGAUUCCCCCCUGGCAAGUAAAGUGAAGCCUUUCAAAACUGGAGUUUACCAUAUCACAGAUGAUGAGGAAGACAUUGAGUAUGGAGGAAGUGGCUAUUCAUAUUAACAAAUGAAAACUGUUCCAUUUAUUUGGAAAUGUUAAAGAAGAAGGUAUGAGUAGAAUAUUUGAAUUACAUAAGUGCUGGAGUGUACCUUUUUCCUGUUGUAGAUAAUAAUCAGGCAGUAUUGUCUUAAUCAUCCGUGGAAAGUUGUGGCAUUCACUAUAAUGACAGUAGAACCUGUUUUAUUGUCGAAUGAAUAUGUUCACAUCAAAGGGUUGAGGCCUUUUUAGCACACGUUUAAUUAGGUACUACUAAAUGUCUAACCAUUCCCUAAGCCAUCCAUUAAGUAUUUUUAUUUAUUUGCUUCAAUGUAACUUAAACAGUUACUAUUGCUUACUAAAUGAAGGAUUAUCUUGGCAAAGUAGAGUUUAAUCACACUAUUUGUGAAUGUAAGUUUUACUUUUUUCAUUGUGUGAAUCUGGUCCCCAGAUCGUAAUUUGUAAUAGUCGAAUUUGGCACAUUCAAUUCAAUAAAAAGGGCAUGGUUGGAGCAAGAUCUUGGAGUGGAAUGGAUUGGGAGCCACAUGAGAGUACUGCUGAUGUACAAAGCUAAAAAACAACAACAACAGAAAAGACUGGACAGUCCUAAUGAGGGGCAUACUGUAUUUUUCUGAUAUGGUACUAUGCUACAAACCUGUCUAGAUUUCUUUGUAUAAAUCUGAAUCAUACACAGCAGAGCUGUACCCCUUCUAUACCUUAUAAUGUAAAUAA